Molecule: messenger RNA, 2674 nt
Organism: Myxocyprinus asiaticus (Chinese sucker)
Lineage: Eukaryota; Metazoa; Chordata; Actinopteri; Cypriniformes; Catostomidae
Product: tetraspanin-31-like
Exons: 6
Coding region: 116-754 (212 amino acids)
Cellular component (GO): membrane
Source: RefSeq, a predicted model, not a curated record
CACCGGCAAGUACCACUGGAGAAGAAGAGCAGCCUUUAGCAUAGACACAACAGCGACAACAUCACUAAUAAUACAUCAUUUUCAUCUCACCCCGGUAAAUGACUGAAGAUUCAACAUGGUCUGCGGAGGAUUUACGUGCUCGAAAAACGCCCUCUGUUCGCUAAAUGUAGUUUACAUGCUGGUGGGCCUCCUGCUGAUUGUCGUAGCAGCAUGGGGAAAAGGCUUUGGGAUUGUCUCCAGCAUCCACAUCAUCGGAGGUGUGAUUGCUGUGGGCUUCUUUCUGCUGCUCAUCGCCAUUGUGGGGCUCAUUGGAGCUGUCCACCAUCACCAAGUUAUGCUGUUCUUUUACAUGGUCAUUCUGUUCAUCGUGUUCCUCUUCCAGUUUGGAGUGUCCUGCUCGUGCCUGGCCAUGAAUCAGGGUCAGCAGGAGAAACUACUGUCCUCAUCCUGGGGAUUAAUGAGUAAUGACACCAGAGGCAAUCUGGAGAACAAGCUGGACUGCUGUGGCCUGUUCAACAAUACUCAAAACCUGGCAGAGUUUGGUGCUGACCUCAUUCUCUGUCAUGCGCCAUGUUUACAAAAGAAAGCCUGUAUUACCUGCGGUCAAAAGAUGCUCCAGCAUGCCUCAGAAGCUCUGAAGAUCCUAGGAGGAGUUGGCCUCUUUUUCAGCUUUACAGAGAUCUUAGGGGUUUGGCUGGCCAUGCGCUACAGGAACCAAAAGGACCCCAGAGCAAACCCCAGUGCUUUCUUAUAGUCUCUCCGACCCUCUGUCAUAAACUACGUGUAGUCCAACUAUCCCAGAUCCCUUUUGCACAGGUAGAGUGGAGCACACCAAGAGACAUUCAGGCAUUAAACAGAACACAAGCACUGAUUCUCAACCGAUUCAACAAAUUCACAUUGCACACUGGGUUCAGAACUGAAUUAUUUAUGCCGACACGCAGCACAUACAAACACGUCCAUUUUAAUGCUAGAUCUGACCCAUUUUCCAAACAAGGUCUGCAGAGGGCUAAUUUAAACCAGCAGAAGAUGGAGGAAACAUCAUGUAUGAUAGGAUGAUUACUUUGGCACUCCCCCAUCCUUGAUUUGAGAGACUCUUCCAGUUCUGUGUAUGCAAAUUUAAAAACCUGCAAUGUAAAAGUCAUCGAUGUAUGCAUGUUCAUAACCUCUGUGACAUGAUCGUUGUAAUAGAAAGUGAUUUCACCACACAAACUAUAUAGGUGUUUAGUAUCAGUAAAGCAGUAGUUCACAAAGUUGGUUGGCAUCCAUGGUUGUUAAUGAAGUAAUUUUGUCAUGUAAUUCGUCUCCCAGGAACAGCACGUGUGCCUAGAAUGAGAGCCAACCUGAUAAAAACAUGUUUUGUGCAAUGCUUAUGAAAUCUGUCUCGAUGAGGUGACCAGUCUAAAUAUUGGGAUUUUAGUUAAGGAAUUAGACUUAGAACGCGAAUAUCGAAGAACUUGUGUAACUGAGCCAUGCAAAUGGGAGGAAUUCCUCUGCCGACGGACUGCAGCCCACUUGUUGUACAUAGUCUUUACCAUGACAGGGUCAAUGUUCACACAUUUACCGCUUCUUUUCCAGCCGUAUGUAUACAACAGAGAUCUUACUGUGUCAGCUGGGUCUUAAGACUUUCACUGGACUUUUUAAAGGGAUAGUUCACUCAAAAAUGAUUUUAAAUUGUGUCAUCAUUUACUCACCCUCAUGUUAUUCCAGACCCGUAUGGCUUUCUUUCUUCAGUGGAAAACCAAAAAGGAGAUGUUAGACCGAAUGUUAGCCUCAAUCACCAUUCACUUUCAUUAUGAGUAAAUGAUGAUAGAAUUUUCUUGUAAUGGGUAAACUAUUCCUUUUGGUUUUUGAUUUCUUUUGAUGCUUAGUAUUACUCAUUGAUAUAGUGUUUUAAUAUCUUAUGCAUUGUUUUGUGAGCUUUUGUGUUGAAAUGAUCUCAGCGUGCCAUUUAUUUCAGUGCUGUAAGCAAGAUUUACUCAGUUAUCUAAUGGCUUUAAGCUAAAAUGCUCAUGCACUAACUUAUAAUUUGCAAACAUUAAUUGCUUGUGCUUUUUUGAAGCAAGUUUUGAAAAUACUAACAGCAUCAGUUCUCUUAAACUCUUAACCAUUUCAGCUAAAUGAAUAUUUUUGCAAUUGUUGUGCGUUUUCCCAAAUCUCUUCUUUUUUGUCCCGCUUAUUAUUUCUCAUUUCAUGCUGAAUAGUGUUAAGUUGCAUUCAAGUGAGCAUUUUUAUUUAAUUUUUCAAUGUUGAAGUGUGUUAGUAUGGUAGGUAGAACAUUUCUAAUAUCUUAUGUUUAUGUACGUAUGUUGAUACCAUAUGUUUUCUCUCCUCACUCUUCCCAAUAUGUUCUUUUGUUAAUUUGCUUACUCCUAUUAAAAGAUCACAGUCUUAACUGCUUUAGUUUCCGCUCCAUAGAAUAAAGAAAAAGGGGACACUCAUGCAUCACUGAGUACAGCGCAAAUGUGUUCAGAUUCACUUGGUCAUGUGUUAUGAGUGUAUUUCACUGAUGGAUUUUGAAGAAAUGAAAUCGAUGUCUGUGUUAUAGUAGUUAUUUAUUGCUGUUGAAAGAAGGCCGCAGUACCUAACAUGGUGAGCAGUAAGCGCCAUUUUUCCUGGAUUUGCUUUGUAUUUUUGAAACAGACUUUUCCAAUUAAAAUUCUUUCUUGGAUCGAUA